Sinocyclocheilus rhinocerous is the source of this 1286-nucleotide messenger RNA. Its product is annotated as 17-beta-hydroxysteroid dehydrogenase 14-like. Lineage: Eukaryota; Metazoa; Chordata; Actinopteri; Cypriniformes; Cyprinidae. Gene Ontology annotation, cellular component: cytosol. Gene Ontology annotation, biological process: steroid catabolic process. Gene Ontology annotation, molecular function: estradiol 17-beta-dehydrogenase [NAD(P)+] activity. The record is from RefSeq and is a predicted model, not a curated record. The coding region runs from base 357 to 1160 and encodes 267 amino acids. The transcript has 9 exons.
UUCAGUCUGCUGGAGUGUUGGAGUUUUGGAGCACCUGCUGGAGCAGCGCUGUUGAGUUAGGAAGAGCUGGGGAAACCGGAAUAGGAUCAUAUUUCAGACGAUUCAGUCGGACUCAGCGAACCGGUUCAUCAAGUUUACUAAAAAGAUUCAAAAGAUCGAUUCGUCCAGGAAGCGAUCAUCUCUAGUUGACACACACACACACACACAUGACCGGUUACUACUUCUCUAUCAGAUGAUUUAGUACACUAGAAACGGCUUACUCGAGCAGACUCUGUCAGCCUGUGCAGAAAUUUGACAUUAUUUACAUUUGCUGCAUAAGUAUACAUAAGUGAACGUAUAUCGUACAGUAGUAACAUAUGGCUUGUGCGCAGCGUUAUGUCAACAAAGUUGUCAUCGUCACUGGGGGCACUAGAGGCAUUGGAAGGGGCAUCGUUAAAGUGUUUGUGCAAAACGGAGCCAAAGUUGUGUUCUGCGCACAAGAGACUGAGUUGGCUGCUGGCCAGUCUCUUGAGUCUGUGCUGAAUAAGGAAGGACUGGGAUCAUGCACGUUUGUGUCAUGCGACGUGACAAAAGAGGACGACAUCAAGCGAUUAAUCAGUGUGACGAUCGAGAGGUUUGGACAAAUAGACUGUUUGGUGAACAACGCUGGGUGGCACCCCCCUCACAAGACCACAGAUGAAACCACUGCGGAAGAGUUUAGAGACCUGCUUAAUCUGAACCUCAUCAGUUACUUCCUUACUUCAAAGUAUGUUCUGCCGUUUCUGCGUAAAACACAAGGAAACAUCAUCAAUUUGUCCAGCCUUGUCGCCUCAAUAGGUCAGAAAGAUGCGGCUCCCUAUGUGGCAACCAAGGGGGCGAUCACCGCCAUGACUAAAGCAAUGGCUGUGGAUGAGAGUCGCUAUCAAGUGAGAGUGAACUGCAUCUCUCCAAGCAAUAUAAUGACGCCUCUGUGGGAGGAGCUUGCUGGCCGCACAGAAGACGCUGCUGCCACUAUUAAGGGGGGAGAAAAUGCUCAGCUGAUUGGUCGAAUGGGAACGGAGACUGAGAGCGGAUUAGCUGCCCUCUUCUUGGCAGCUGAUGCCACUUUCUGUACUGGGAUAGAUUUGUUUCUGAGCGGAGGGGCUGAACUGAACUACGGCUUCAAAAGCCAAAUUCCAUAACCGGACAGUGAUGGAAAGGCCCAUGAAAUAAUAUGGCUUAAUUUCUCAUCUCAGACCGCUUGUUUCAUGCUGCUUCUCAGUGCAACUAUUUGCAGAUUUUGCAAAUUGUUUUUUUUUUUUAAAUCA